AAAGCGGUGUGACAGGUUCCGAAUAUAGCCAACACCACCACCAGCACCUCUCUAGUUUUAACUCAACAGCCUCAACUACUAUUCAACCUUCUGCUGCUGCUAUCGUCUUUCUUUUUCUCGCGGUUUAUUCUCAGUCUCUCAAUCUUAAUCUAACUGCAUCCACAAAAACAAAGAGAGAGAGAGAGAACGAUCGUAUAUAUCUACAUAUAAAUCUUUGAACAAACGCAACGAGUUCAUAUUAUAUUGAUUCAAUCCGGAAUCGUGGAAGUAACUUCCAGAGAUAAGGGUAAGAAUGGGGGCCAGUGCCUCAAAGAACCCGGAUAGCUCUCAUGGCGGCGACCGAGAAGAUAGCCUGGACCAUCCAGGUGGACAACUGUACGUCUCCUUGAAAAUGGAGAAUUACAAACUCAAAGGCGACCUCAUCCCUCACGUUUAUGGCUCCGUCCCUCUCGUUGGCUCUUGGGAUUGCUCUAAAGCGCUUUCAAUGGAGCGCGAAUCAAAGUCGAUGUGGGAAUUAAGCUUUGUUGUUCCUUCGAAUCACGAAACUUUGGAUUUCAAGUUCCUUUUGAAGCCAAAGCACGUUAAUGUCCCCUGUAUUGCUGAGGAGGGUCCCAACCGGCUCUUUACCAAGGGAACUUUGCAAGGGGAUGCUAGGCUGGCUUUGUUUAGGCUUAAUGGUGAUGAAGUGCUUGAGUAUCGUGUCUUCAUCAAAGCUGAUAGGCUCUCGCCGUUUGAUCUUGCGGCUAGUUGGAGAGCUUAUAAGGAGAACCUUCAGCCAUCAACUGUUCGUGGAAUCCCUGAUAUUAGUAUCAAUGCAACACCUGAAACAGGUGUUGAGAAUGGCUCUGCAACAAGUUUGGAGCUUGAUCUAGAACAUUAUGUUAUUCCAGCUCCAGUGACUUCUGCAAACUCAGGCAUAGUAUAUGCAGCUAACAUGACAGAGAAUCCAAGGUCAUUAACUUGUGGUGGGACCUUCUCCAACAGUGAUGGCUCAAGCAGUGAUCCACAUUCAAACAAGGCUAGUAUUGCCUUAGUCGAUCAACCUACAACUAAAAAGGAAAUGGAGGUCAUAGUUCCAGAUCCUUCAAAAGCUUAUUCUACCUCUAGUAUGGUUGAAUCAAAGUCAGCCGGAACACUUUCACCCUCUCAGAAGCAGGAUGGUUUAAGGGGACUCUUUGUGGAUAGGGGUGUAGGAUCUCCUAGGCUUGCUAAAUCAACUUCUGCAACUACUUUGGCUACUGAAACCAAGAAUGCCAUGCCAGCAGCUGCUGGAGCUGUUGCUGCUGCAGCUAUAGCAGAUCAGAUGCUUGGGCCAAAGGAGGAUAGACAUUUGGCAAUAGUUCUGGUUGGCUUGCCAGCUCGAGGCAAGACUUUUACUGCAGCUAAACUUACAAGAUACCUCCGAUGGUUGGGCCAUGAUACCAAACACUUCAAUGUUGGGAAGUAUCGCCGUCUCAAGCAUGGUGCAAAUCAGUCUGCUGAUUUUUUCCGUGCUGACAAUCCAGAUGGUAUGGAGGCACGCAAUGAAGUAGCAGCCCUGGCAAUGGAUGAUAUGAUAUCAUGGAUGCAAGAAGGUGGCCAGGUUGGAAUAUUUGAUGCCACAAAUAGUAUCAGGACACGAAGGAACAUGCUUAUGAAAAUGGCUGAAGGGAAAUGCAAGAUGAUAUUUUUGGAAACAAUAUGCAAUGAUGAACGGAUUAUUGAACGAAAUAUACGCCUUAAAAUUCAACAAAGUCCUGACUAUGCAGAAGAGCCAGAUUUUGAAGCAGGAUUACAGGACUUCAAAAUAAGACUAGCCAAUUAUGAGAAGGUUUAUGAACCAGUGGAAGAAGGGUCAUACAUCAAGCUGAUCGAUAUGGUUAGUGGACAUGGUGGGCAGAUACAGGUUAACAAUAUCAGUGGUUAUCUUCCAGGAAGGAUCGUAUUUUUCUUGGUAAAUAUGCAUCUCACACCCCGACCAAUAUUGCUGACUCGACAUGGAGAGAGUCGGGAUAAUGUUAGGGGCAGAAUUGGAGGAGACACAGUUUUGAGUGAAGCCGGAGAACUUUAUGCAAAAAAACUUGCCAACUUUGUGGAAAAACGGCUAAAAUCUGAACGUGCUGCUUCUAUAUGGACUAGCACAUUGCAGAGAACAAUUUUGACUGCAAGUCCAAUUGCUGGAUUCCCAAAGAUACAAUGGCGUGCACUUGAUGAGAUAAAUGCUGGAGUAUGUGAUGGAAUGACAUAUGAGGAGAUAAAGAAAAACAUGCCAGAGGAAUAUGAGUCUCGUAAGAAGGAUAAACUGAGGUAUCGUUAUCCUCGUGGGGAAUCUUACCUAGAUGUUAUCCAAAGGUUAGAACCUGUAAUUGUUGAGCUUGAACGACAACGUGCACCUGUUGUGGUGAUCUCUCAUCAGGCAGUACUGAGAGCAUUAUAUGCAUAUUUUGCGGACAGGCCUUUGAAAGAAAUUCCACACAUUGAGGUUCCACUUCAUACCAUAAUUGAGAUACAAAUGGGGGUUAGUGGUGUGCAAGAGAAAAGAUACAAACUUAUGGACUGAUUUUGUUUUAAGAGAUCUUAUGUUUUGUAACACAUUGGCACAUCAAACGCCAUAUGCAAUGCCCAUUGCAGUAGUUGGUCUAUUUAAUUUUCGUUCAUUGACAAGAUGUGAGACUAGAGAAAAUGCAUCUUACUGUUUGUAAUCAUUAUAGCUCUUAUUGUUGAAAUGGAUACGUUUUUAUUUAUUGAAUAUUAAACCAUUCAAAAGAGCUG
Molecule: messenger RNA, 2751 nt
Organism: Nelumbo nucifera (sacred lotus)
Lineage: Eukaryota; Viridiplantae; Streptophyta; Magnoliopsida; Proteales; Nelumbonaceae
Source: RefSeq, a predicted model, not a curated record